AUGGCCGUGGGCGCGGGGCGCAGGGCUCGGACGACUGGCAAUGCGCCAGGCUGGAGGAAGAGGGCGCAGGAGGCGCGGCUGGCCCCGGAGGGCGCUGUCUACCCCGCCGCACCGCCCCCCUCCCCUGUCCACUUUCACUUUCUGCCCGCAAGCCCGGCGGGCGCAGCGUAUUUAACAGAUCGCCUCCGGCCCUCGGAGCUCACUUCCCAAGCGCGCACGGGCUGUUGUGGAGGGAAGGCAAUUACUCCACUUUCUAAAAACAAAACAAAAACCGACCGGCGCCGCCUGGCCCUCCUUCCCCGGACGUCCCCGCGGUGGGGCUGGGGCUGGAUCGAAGCUUCAGAGGCGCUGCUGGGGCGGGAUUCCAGAGGCCAGCCCCCCUCCCACCUCCCAGGUUACCAGAAAGGUCAGGGAGAAACAGCCCACUCCGCCCCGCGUCCCCUCCCGCCCCAGACGCCGUGCGCCCUAUCUCUCCGGAUCUGUAACCGCGAGCACACAUCAAGGCCUCACGACAGAGAAGGGCAAACAGAGCUUUAUUUGCAAAUAAGAGGCCGGAUUCCCGGCUGCGGGAGGAUGGUGGAGCGGGAGGGAAGCGAGGAGGUCCCUAACUCCUGA
This is a messenger RNA of Rangifer tarandus platyrhynchus (Svalbard reindeer), 615 nucleotides long. The record is from the annotation of a GenBank genome assembly. NCBI's taxonomy places the organism in Eukaryota, Metazoa, Chordata, Mammalia, Artiodactyla, Cervidae.